Hyalella azteca is the source of this 3467-nucleotide messenger RNA. RefSeq lists its product as uncharacterized. Bases 378 to 2489 code for a protein of 703 amino acids. Gene Ontology annotation, biological process: anatomical structure morphogenesis; regulation of DNA-templated transcription; cell differentiation. The transcript is spliced from 6 exons. The record is from RefSeq and is a predicted model, not a curated record. Gene Ontology annotation, molecular function: DNA-binding transcription factor activity, RNA polymerase II-specific; RNA polymerase II cis-regulatory region sequence-specific DNA binding. NCBI's taxonomy places the organism in Eukaryota, Metazoa, Arthropoda, Malacostraca, Amphipoda, Hyalellidae.
GCGUGGUGCGCGUGUGCGUGGUGAGCGUGGUGAACAGAAUAGUGAAAAAUUAUUUGUGAGAAAAACUACGCUCCAUAUAUGUUGCCUAUUAUUCAUACCAGCAUAAGUGAUAUACUCCAUCGGGGCUACGCCAAUAAAUUAGUAUGCCACGUCAAUGCCAACUAUCUACACCAGUAAAGUGAUGUACUGAAUCAAUGCUAGCUACUUCAGCUACACCAGCAAAUUUGAAAAUUACAUCAGAUCUAACUAACCAUACCAGUAAAGUGGUAUAUUAGCACCAGUAAAAUCAGUGAACUGAUGAUAUUCAUCAUUAAAGAGACGAUCACCACGAAAAGUCCGUAUGCCCGAAGAAACUCGUAGCAGAAAACGGCUUGAGUAUGUUUGGUGGGAACUACAAUAACGAACUGGACUGCCGUACCACAUCCAUACCUUCUCAACCACCAACCUCCCUACCUCCUCACUACUACCUGCACCAUCUACAGCAACACCUGCACGAACACUACGCCUAUCAGCUGAAGCGGAGAGCUCUACUAGAACAGUGCCACGAAGUGUCAGCCUGUGUCGGUGCCAUGACACCUUCCCCGGUGCCACAUGUUAGAGCCCCAGACUCAGUUGCGUCCCCGGUGGGUCAGAAAAGAGUUUCCCCUUUCUUAAUCCCCAACAACGGGGCCUGCUCCCCUCAGGCUAACGUGGGUACGCCUUCCCCUCGAAACAAUAGUGGGGAAGAACUGUAUUCCCCCUCGUUGAGGACCAACAUGGUAUCGAACUGCUCCACGACGCCUGAUGUCGACUCUACAACAGAAAACGAUCUCGAGCCAAAGGACGCCCAAACCAAAUUGUGUGAGUCUGACACCAGCGCGGAUCAAAAGUUUUUAUGUGAAGCCACCGAGGGGCAAGAAACCCAUUUACGACCACCGCACGAGCCCACCCAAAACCAAGAAGCCCACUUCCGACACAUGCAAAGUCUGCAAUCGUUCCAGCAAAAGCUGGCUGGCCUGCAGUCCAGUACUUCAGAUGGUAGGAGUCCAGCGGCACCAGCUGCACUCCAGAGGCUCCAGGAGAGCAAGUACUUGAGCCAAGUUCAGGGUACUUUUAGUGCAGCUAUGGGACAGACGGACUUGCCCACAUCAAUGCCCAACAACAUGCCCAAAAUUCACCCGCCUUUUUUCAACAGUUUCAUUGGGUUCGGUCACCCGAUGUUUAUAACCCAUGGACUGUCGCAAGACUCGAAAUAUUCUCUACCUUUUCCCCCUGGGGGAUUUAUUCCCAGUUUUGCUUCUCCACAAAACAUUAGGGACACGUUUAGUCCGAAUGCGGACAUUAAAUCUUCCGCACCAAACUCGUCAGAUUUAAGAUCGUCAAGUCCAGCAUCGGGUGACAACUUUAAGUGUUCAACCUCAUCCACAUCUCCUAGCAGUAGUUCCUCGAUCGCCAUGUCGGACGAACACGUCAAGCGGCCCAUGAAUGCAUUUAUGGUUUGGUCCCGCAUCAAAAGAAGGAAGAUAGCUCUGGAUAAUCCAAAAAUGCACAACUCGGAAAUCUCGAAGCGACUCGGUGCCGAAUGGAAACUGCUCACGGAUCUCGAGAAGCGUCCUUUCAUCGACGAAGCAAAACGAUUGAGAGCACAGCACAUGCGGGAUCACCCAGACUACAAGUACAGGCCGCGACGCAAGCCUAAGACGAACAAGAAGGAUAACUUCUACGCAUCCUUCCCCUACCUGCCUCCUCCUUUAGACCCCCUGAGUUUACCGCGUUCGAUGUACGCGUCGGUGGGGGGCGGAGGGCCGCCGUUCCCGUCGUCCGCCGCGGCGCUGUCGCAGCUCGCCGCCGUGGGGGGCCUGAUGGGUGGACUCAUCACCACCAUGGCUGACUAUCAUCAACCUGCUUCUGAUGUCGCUAAAAUAACUCCUUCGUUUAUGCAUAACUCUUUAGGUCUAUCGUCCGUAUCACCGCACGCUCUGUACAACAUGACAUCCUUACACCCUCCCGCCUCUCCCCUGCUUAACAACGACCGCCCGCAAUCCUCUAACAUUUCUUCGCAAGACCGAACCUUUAAUUCCCCUUCACCUGACCGCUCCACUUCCUCUCCUCCUCAUAAGUACAGCAAAUCUUCCCCACAACAUUCCCCUCACACACGGGAAGCCCCAGCCCACUCCACCAUCCCCACAGAUGUGGUAUUCUUAUGCCGCUCUGCUGACGCACCGAACCCCUCUGUGGCAUCCCUCGCCACGGCGCCACAAGGGCAUUCCGACGCCGCUUUGGCAUAUUCCAGCCCAGUGUCUAGUUUUUCUAGCGGUGUACUAGGAUAUUCCAACUCAACACCAGGAAAUUCUAACGCAGGAUAUUCUAACGCCGCAUCAGGAUAUCCCAGUUUCGGCAUCGGUUAUCCUAACACCUCCUCAAGCUAUGCCAGUCCGUCUUCCACAUCUCAGUCCAGGGAGACUUCAAGGGGAGAGAGCGCUUCCCCUGACACUUCAGGGGACCACUGAUCCUUGAGGAGCGGGUUUCGGCAUCCCAACUGCGCUGAUUGCUGGUGGAGAAAUGAUUAAUAGCAUAUGGUGGAGAAAUGAUUCAAAACAUUCAGGGACAUUGUAAAGUAAAAACGUAUGCUGCUGCCACACAAUUCACUCCUGCCAUGCUGUCAGCCACAAACCCAGCCACGUGGCAAACCUGUCGUGUAUCAGCCAUCAACUCAGCCACGUGGCACACCUGUCGCGUGCCACCAACUCAGCCACGUGGCACACCUGUCGCGUGUCAGCCAUCAACUCUGCCACGUGGCACACCUGUCGCGUGUCAGCCAUCAACUCAGCCACGUGGCACACAUGUCGCGUGCCAGCCAUCAACUCAGCCACGUGGCACACCUGUCGCGUGCCAGCCAUCAACUCAGCCACGUGGCACACCUGUCGCGUGCCAGCCAUCAACUCAGCCACGUGGCACACCUGUCGCGUGCCAGCCAUCAACCCAGCGUUCCUGUGGCGUUCAGAAAGUUUUAAGCCACUUAACCGCGUUAUUCAUAAUAAAUGUAACAAUGAUAUUGUACUUACUAUAAGUGUACAGGAGAGCGUGAUAUGCAAGACCAAAGAUCAGCAGGUGCGUAGCUUGGGGCGUUCGGGUCGACUUUAAUAACUUCUGGCGGGUCCAAGCUUUGAAAAUUAAUAUUUCAACCUUAACCAUUUAAAUAGUAGGAACUUGAAGCCCUCCUUGUAAUAUAUUCAACAUUCAAUGUCAUUUGCCGUACCUAUUGUUGUUCAACAUUCGCGAAUUUUACAUUUAGCUGCAAGGUGUGAGAGAAGCAAUCGUUGAGGAGUCGAAUUAAGCGUUAAAUAGCUACGCAGGCAAAUACGAAAAAUAUGUUCUUGAAUAUUGUAUUUCGUGUACCAAAAAACUUGUUGCUUAAGAAUCCUCAUUUCUCGAUAAGGAAAUCACUUGUGCAUUACAAUUGUUUAGAGAUUACACUGUAACCAUAA